AUGAAAGCAUCAGUGAAGACCUUUACACGCUUUUCAUCCGCCUAUGGCUUCCGCUCCUACACAAUUUCAGCAUUGGCCGAUUCUCCAAUGCAUAAAAUCCCAUUUUCGCUUAUAAAGCUGAUAGAUUCUUCUUUAUCUUCAUUUGCUCCUACUACUACUCUUCUAUUCCACAACUUCUCCCAUUCCAUUGACUGUAAUAUAUGUAAUACACUUAUCAGACGCUACACAGAUUCAAAAAAUCACUCGUAUUCACUUUACGUUUACACCCAAAUGCGUAAACUGAAUAUCCUUCCUGAUUCCUCGACGUUCCCAAGUCUUCUCAAAUCCGUCGCUCAAUUAUCUUGCCUAGAAGUCGGGAAAUCCAUCCAUUGUAGUGCAAUUCAGUUGGGUUUUGCUUCAGAUAUUUAUACAAACACUGUUCUUGUGUCCAUGUAUGGGAUUUGUCAGCAACCCGAUGAUGCCCGUCAACUGUUUGAUGAAAUUCCUGAGAGGAAUGUAGUUACGUGGAAUGCGUUGAUCACGAGUUAUACGCAUAAUAGGAUGUUUAGAGAAGCAGUUGAUGUGUUUAGGGAGAUGCUAGGUUGUGGGGUGAAACCAAGUGAGGUUACUAUGGUUGGAGUUUUAUCGGCUUGUUCUCAUUUGGGAGCUUUGAGUCAAGGGAAGUGGAUUCAUGAUUAUAUUGUGAGGAAUCGGUUGAGAGUGAAUGUAUACGUUGGUACUGCGUUGAUUGAUAUGUAUGCUAAAUGUGGAGAUAUUGACGAGGCAAAAAAGGUGUUUGAAACAAUGGGACUGAAAAAUAUUUAUACGUGGAAUGUAUUGAUUUCGGCGUAUGCCAUGAAUGGACAAGGGGAGGCUGCAUUGCAGACUUUUGAUAGGAUGGUUGUAGAAGGCGUUAAGCCUGAUGCUGUUACUUUCUUGAGUGUUUUAUGUGCUUGCUGUCACCAAGGUUUUGUUGAGGAAGGUAGAAGGCUGUUCUCAAACAUGAUAAAUGAGUUUAGAUUGCAGCCAAAGAUAGUGCAUUACGGGUGUAUGAUUGAUCUACUUGGACGUGGUGGGUUCUUGGAUGAAGCUAUGGAAAUGAUUCAUUCGAUGAAAUUAAAGCCUGAUGCAAUAAUAUGGAGGACACUACUUGGUGCCUGUAGAUUUCAUGGAAGAGAAGAACUUGGUGAAUUUGCUUUCCGUAAGCUUCUGGAACUGGAACCAACGAACGGGGAAAACUACGUGUUAAUAUCAAAUGUUCAUACUCAAAAAAAGAAAUGGACUGAAGUUGGAGAAGUUAGGGAGUUGAUGGACAGCAGCGGAAUCAAAAAGAUUCCUGGAUGCAGUUCAAUUGAAAUUGAAAAUGCAGUUUAUGAGUUUAAGGCAUCUGAUCCACUUGAAAGAGGGCAUGAGGAAAUCCAUAAGAUGUUGCAAGACAUGAAAAAACAGUUGAAAUUAGCUGGUUAUGUGCCUGAAACAGAGAUAGCUCUUUAUGAUAUUAAUGAAGAGGAAAAGGAGCAUAAUCUGAUAUACCACAGUGAAAAGCUUGCUCUUGCAUUUGGGCUGCUACAUUCAUCUGAACCUACAUUAAGGAUAAUGAAGAAUUUAAGGAUUUGUCAGGACUGCCACCAAUUCUUUAAGCUUGCUUCAGCAAUUUAUGAAAGGAAUAUUGUUGUUAGAGAUAUAAAGCGCUUCCAUCAUUUCAGUGGAGGUCUUUGCUCAUGCAAAGAUUAUUGGUGA
Molecule: messenger RNA, 1719 nt
Organism: Capsicum annuum
Lineage: Eukaryota; Viridiplantae; Streptophyta; Magnoliopsida; Solanales; Solanaceae
Product: pentatricopeptide repeat-containing protein At2g02980, chloroplastic
Exons: 1
Coding region: 1-1719 (572 amino acids)
Biological process (GO): RNA modification
Molecular function (GO): zinc ion binding; RNA binding; protein binding
Source: RefSeq, a predicted model, not a curated record